GGGCGAGCCCAGGCGGUGAGAGUGUGAGGCAGGAGGGCUGCGGCAGGGCUGCACCUGGCAGAGCCCGGCUGUGCUUUGCGUGUGUGCGUGCGCGCGCCGGGGGCUGCAUCUCACCGGAGCUGGAGUAGUACUUUGCUUCCCCGCCCCGUAGAGCUGCGGCAGUCUUUCGCCGUCUCGACUGCAGCGGGGAUGCUGAUAAAUACACGCGCUUCUCCUCUCCUACCGAGGUACCUGGUAGUUUGAAAUAAAUACACCCAGCUAUUCUGUGGCACUGAACUACAGUUAUGCAAGGAAGCUGAUUCUGCACCUGCUUAUGAAUCCAGUCUGAAGGCCUACAGCAUGUCAGAGAGCAUCGGCCAGGACUCAGGGGCAUUCAAUAGCCAGAAAAAAUGAAUAGCUUUUUUGAGGAAGAAACGAAGAGGAAACCUUUAUGUCUCGUUUAGUUGGAAGGCAGAGCAAUACAACAUUGACACCUGGUUAACUUAAAGGAGCAUUUUUUGAAAUACCUCUUGACUGUGAAUCUUGUAACUCAGACACAGAAGUGCCUUUGGACCUGUGCACACAAUUCACUGGAAGAAUUGAUCAGACAAAGCACUCACUGAAAGUGUCACUGAAGAAUCAUGGCGAAGCACUUGGAGAUCAUCAAUCUGUCGUUUUUGUUGGAGCAUGAAAGGGAAAUGAUACUGGGAGUAUUGAAGAGAGAUGAGUAUCUGAAAAAAGUUGAAGAUAAAAGGAUAAGGAAGUUGAAAAAUGAGCUUCUGGAAGUGAAAAGGAAAGGUGGAAGCCGACACUGCCAACAGGACAACAGCAGGGUCUGCGUUCGCUGUCAGAAAGGCCUGGGCUUUAUCUUUGACAGAGGAGACCUGUGCCAGACCUGCAAACUUCGAGUCUGCAAUAAGUGUCGUGCGGUGGGAACUGACGGGCAGUGGAAGUGCUCAGUGUGUGCCAAGAUUGCACAACUAAGAAUAGUGACAGGAGAAUGGUUCUUUGAAGAGAGAGCAAAGCGCUUCAAACAAUCAAAUCUCGGAACCGAUGUCGUCAGACAGUCCAUCCUGCGCAAGUCCCCAGAUACAAUUUCCAGUAAGGAUGAAGAAAGAACAUUCAAAGAUCAACACCAAGAGAAUGAAGAAAAAGGAAUAUCAACCUCCUCCAUAACUGGGCAUAAAUCAAUCUUUGGUGGACCUAGAAAGAUAGGGAAGAUAAUCAGGGCAGCUACCAAAGGAGAAAUCGCAAUUGCAAAAGAUGAAGGCGGAAGGAGCAUAGGCUCUGAAGCUGAAAGCCAAAGCUUGUGCAGUAGCAAGUCAACACCUUGUUCUGAGAGAGGAAGCACUCUUUCACUGAACAGCAGUGACACAGAAGCAGCUGCAGGCCAUCUGAGAGGGGCCGUGGGCCCUGCAAACAGAAGCACUGCUUCCAUAGCUUCCCUCCCGAGGUCGCCAGCACUGAGCACACGCAGCAUGACUGUGGAUUAUAGCAGGGAUGCUGACUCAGAAAAUGGCAUGAUUAUUCCAGCAAGUGAAAGUGUACCUGAAGAUUUAGUAAAGAAGCACCGUAGGAAAGCAUCUGGAACACCUUCCAUUGCGGUUUCUAGAGUGUCUUUGUCAUCGGACCGUAGCCGAUCUGAGAUAGAUUUGAGUGAAUCUUUCUCUGAAGGAAAACAGGAUACCUUGAGCAUAAGAAGCAAAUCUGUACCUAGCACCUUAGAUGAGGAGCUGGAUUAUCUGGAUGAAACAGAAGAAGAUAUUGAUGACAUUGUGGCCUCUCGUUAUUCAAGGAAACGUGGACAUCUGACAAGUGGAUUAUCAAGAAACUUCCCAGAAGGCUCUGACAGAAAAUGGAACUACUUAAAUGUGCCUGAAACAGACGGUGAUACUACCAGCAUCAACAGCAUGCUGAGCGUAUACAGUGAAACUGGUGACUAUAGCAACGUGAAGGUCAGUGGUGAAAUCCUUCUCCAAAUCAACUACAGCUACAAAACAGGUGCUCUCAACAUCCUGGUGAAGAGUUGCAGAAACCUGGCCAUUGUGGAUGAGAAAAAGCAAAGAACUGAUCCAUACGUCAAAGCAUACCUUCUGCCUGAUAAGUCCCGCCAAAGUAAACGCAAGACCAAAAUUAAGAGUAACAGCACCAAUCCAGAAUUUAAUGAAACGCUGAAGUAUGUCAUCAGUCAUACGCAGCUAGAAACCAGGACCCUGCAGCUUUCUGUCUGGCACUAUGACAGAUUUGGACGCAACAGCUUUCUUGGAGAAGUGGAAAUUCCAUUUGAUUCCUGGAACUUUGAAAAUCAGGGCGAUGAGUGGUUUGUGCUCCAGCCCAAGGUGGAGGUUGCAACAGAUGUUGGGCUUCAAUAUAAAGGAGAACUGACAGUUGUUCUACGUUACAUUCCCCCAGAGAUAAACUUGAUGCUUCCUCUAGGGCAGUUUCAAGGAAAGAAGAGCUUUAAGAAAGGAAAAAAGGGAGAGAAUCAUCUGCCCUCUGGAGGUAUAUUAGAAGUCGUCAUCAAAGAAGCUAAGAAUUUAACAGCAGUGAAAUCAGGAGGCACAUCAGACACGUUUGUGAAAGGGUACCUACUCCCAGAUGACAACAAAGCUACAAAACACAAGACUCCCAUAGUAAAGAAGAAUGUGAACCCCCAGUGGAAUCAUACAUUUGCUUUCAGUGGCUUGAAUUCACGGGAUAUACGUAAUGUCUGCUUAGAAUUGACUGUGUGGGACAAGGAGUCACUUUCCAGUAAUAUUUUUCUGGGAGGAGUUCGUUUGAGUACUGGAAGUGGCGUAAGUAAUGGCAAGGAGGUUGACUGGAUGGACUCUCAAGGAGAAGAGCAGCACCUCUGGCAGAAGAUGAUUGACAGUCCUGGAACUUCUGUGGAGGGGAUAUUAAUGUUGAGAUCCAGCAUGGGAAAACGUAGACACUGAAAGACUCUCUACGACUGAGGGGUAGCACAAGUCCUUCUUAUUUCAGUUGUGUUCAGCUCUUGUCACUUUGCCCACUUGAAAAUGGGUAAGGGUUGUACUUUUUGCCUUGGAUAUUAAGGCUUCGUGUGAAAUUUUAAUGCAUUCUGCACUUUCAUGCACUCAUUUUUAACCUAGACUUCUUGAACAGAUUAUGUUUCUCCUGAAACCUGUGAGAAUGUGACCCUCAACAGAGAUUGGACUGGCUUUCUUUGUCCCUUCUGGUGACUGGUGGUGCACAGCUGAUGAAAAUUCCUGGCAGGGGACAUGGAGCGAGCAAGUUGUCUAAGUAGCUAUUUAGGAAGUAAAGUGUGUUUUACAUAUCAACUUUUGGGUCAAAGAUGGCCUAGAAGACAGGAGUCAUUCAGUACAUACAGAUUCAAAAUGAAUCUGUGCUUUGUUAUUUGAAAGACAAGAAGCCAUAAUGUUCAGAAGGCUAACAUUUCUUUUUUAAGUUUGCUCAUUGGUCUGUGCAGUGCGGGAUGGCAGGCAUGGGACCAAGUCGCUCACUAAGGCCAAUUCACUGGCCAGCUGCACAGUGGAAAUAGUCAGCAGAUGAAGGAGUAUAAAGUGCCUGUGUUCAGGCAUUCUCUUGGUUAUUUAGUGCACUGUAUAACAGGUAGGCUUGGCUUAGUGCGAUCAAAGAGUCUCUAAUGAAAAUAAAUCAUAACAAAUCCCAAAGAAUUUCCAGAGUGGUGUGGUUUUACCACGUUUUUCAUUUCAGCUGACAGCUCUAUCUAAGAUCUUUCAGUAUCAUUGAGCAGAAGGAAUAUAGCUACAUGCAUGUCCCACCUGAUGAGUCAGUGAGGUGAGACACCUUCUGGUUUGGGGCAUAGCUAAGACCUUGACUCAGCAGGGUGUGUAGUAAAGUGACAGGAUUAAUGCAUGUUCCAGGAUGCUUUUGCACAACUGUGGAAUUUUUACAGAAUGGGCUGAGAUCCUGUCCAAGUGUGCCCAUGCGUGUUACUUAUUAAACAGAGCGGGAUUUUUCUCCUCAACUGUCCUCCAUAAGUUAGCAGUAGAUUUAAUAAGAGUGAAUUUUGGCUGAUUCAGUCAUUAAUCUUACUAACGACAAGCAUUUAAGAGUACUUUUGCCAUUUGGUUUCCUAAAGUCAUCUUUAUACCUGCUUGGGUCUGCCAUGCUUUGGGGACUUGCCAAGUUGUACGUGGAGAGAUGCUGUUUUGUAUCAUCAUGGGCUACCACAGCAUUGCAAACAGUAGUAGUAACAUAAUAAGAUGGAAUUAUAAUCUUUUUCAAGGUCAGAAGAUGUCUGUUUGCAAGAUUUGAUAAUAAUAUAAUUGCAUGGCUUGUAAUUGCUGAGGGUGUGAAACAAAGGAGGACAAGUAAACUGAAUGAACAUUUCCUUUGAAUCUCUCAGAAUUGGAACAUUGCUUCCUAUUUGAACUAUUUGAAAUUAAUCUAUAAGUACACUUAAUCCUUAUGUAUUUUCCCCAGAUAUCUUAUUUUGGAAGCAGUAUCAUAUUAGUACUAAGGAAACAAAUUUGAAUAUUUGGAAACAUAAUCCUUACAUAAAGUAUCUAGGGGAAAAAAAAGGCUUUCAGAGGACGUAUCGUUCUGUGCAGGUCAAAACACCAGUAUUCCAAGAUUUCUGUGAAGAAUAAAGGCCAUAAAAUCUAAUUGGUGAGAGAGAAGGAAAUGCUGUUCUUCGCAGACUAAAAGUUGCAGGAAAUCUAGGUUGAAUGGAGAACUGAUAGCUAAGUAUAGGUUAGAUUUUUUUGUCUGUAGCAGUCCUGGUGUUAGUCACCUAAGGGUUUUUUUUUGAGCUGAGUCCAAAACCUUAACGUUUACUGUCCAGUCCUUCCUACUGCUCCAUCUUCCCACCCCACCACCCCCCAAAAAAAUUUUACUGGUUUUGAAGGGCUUGAAACUGCAGGGCAGCUUGCAAGCAGUCUUGAAAAAUACUAAUAUUUUAUUUAAAUUUGUUUUUAUAUAUUUUUGUUAAAAAUAGAAUCUCACUUUUAAUCAAGAAGUCUGUUUGAUUAUGUUUAUUUUCUAUAAAAAUUCUGAUGUGAAUUUAUGCAGUCAUUGGAAGUAAUGCCUUUUCUCAGAUUGAGAUCCCUAGUUUUCAGAAAUUACUGAGUCAUCUUUAAAAAUGGAGUUUGCAUUUAAGAAUCCCAUGUUGGGAAUCAAGCGUCAAUAGUUGUUGAAGAAAACCGACUUCAUUUUCCUUCUUCAGCUGUUCUUCAUUUCCUUCUGCAGUCCUGCUCAAACUGGGCAGUGAAGCAAGCUCAGUGCAGGUUUAGUAUGCUUUUCAUCUUACACUGCAGAUGCUGUGAGCUGAUAAAAUAGAGCACAAAUAUCAAGCACACACAUUUUAUGAUCUUCCUUUUAUCAUUAUAGUCUUUCUUUCAAAAUUAGAUUUUUUUUUUGUAUCUGCAUCCUCAAAGGGAAGUAAAACCUUACCUUCAGCACCAGAGCUACCUUCUAUUUAUUGCUCCACACGCCAGCUGAUGUGGGAGCACACGCUUGAUUUUUCACUUGCUGGAAGUUGGCUUAAGAAGAUAAAUCUUGUUAAAUCUAAUGAUUCCUCAGGAUAAAAUUCCAGGUAAGGUUAGUGAGGAACAGUGGGCAGUCUGAUGGGGUUGUUUUUGUUUCAUUUUGGUGUCAGAACUAGGGAAAUAGUGACACAAAAAAUCUACCAAGUUGGACUCCAAAAUUGAAAUCUUUUUUUUCUCACCAAAUUGAAAAACCUAAAAUAAUUGGAAAUUGAACUAAACCUUUUACUUGAAGUGGAGUAUAAGAUGGGGUGUAAGCAUUUAUGUAAUUUUGAAGGGUAUUUUCUAAGUAUGUGUUAGCAUUGUAUCUAAAUUUAGUCUUGCUUUGAAUGGAAGUCUAUGUUUUACUACUUCAGCUUCUACCCGCUUCCCUCCCAUUUUUAGGGUCUGUGUUAGAAUAUGAGAUAAAUAGACUCAUCUGGAAAGCAUCACCUGUCUCCUAUAGCUUUUGGAAGGGACAAAAUUUUACUCUGGGCCUGCAUGUGAAAACAUAGGCCAGGCUAUGAAUAGUCUCUAAGUGUCAACUGCAGUUCAGCGUAUGAAGGGAACAAUUUCAAGUGGGAAUUUAAUUCAGCCAAGGCAGUGAGUGUUGUUGGCCAUUGAUGGGAUUUGGAGAAGCACUGUGAAAUUACCUCCUAGGUUAGCAGCGGUGAUUCUGCAUUAUAGUAGCAUACAGUGCUCAUCAUGCUCUGCCUCAGAUGAGCCUUGGAGAGAUGAGAGUCGUCAGUAUAGACAUUGGAGCAAUUUGGCUGUACUGUGAUGUUAUCGACAGGUUUGUAGAAAGCAUUUGAUUUGUAGAAAAUGUCACAUUUAAUUAUCUCUGUUAUGUCCUCGUUCUCUUCCUUUGCAAAAAUGAUUUAUGGUUUGAAAAAAGCACGAGAUGAUUAACUGCAGAUGUGAUUUUUUGUUUCUGAGAUAUUGGAGCAAAUAGCCUGUAACUGUGUGUCAUCACGUACCCUGCUUUACUAGGCUGAGCAGAAAUAGAGAAAGCCAGGAGCCAGGCUAAAGCCUUCUAUGUAUAUAAAUGUUAGUGAUAUUAAGGUGCAUGGGUGGUUUAUUUAAGACCAACUUUUAGGAAAACAGAGUCAGUUUUAACACUGAUUCAUAAGCUCUUAUCUUGAGUAAUCAGACACAGGAGAGCUGAUGCUUCACUACAGUGUUUUUUGCAGAUGUGAAACGUGAUGUGUUCUACUAGUGGUGUAACUACAGGGCUUUCAUCGCUGUCUUUCCCCCCUUGAUGCUUGAUUCUGAGGGUUUGACCCAUUAAGGCAAAAAAAAAGUACAACUUGGACUGUAAAACUUCAUGUGAAGACAGUAAAUACAUCCCUAGAUAGUGUGGUUAUUGCCAGUAUCUAUCAGGAAGAGAUGAUGCUAAGGGCUACCCAAGCCCUGCUAUCAGACUUGAUUAUCCAGACCUGUUCUCUGGAUGUUUCUCUGCUCAACUUAUUAGUUAUGUGGGGACUUCAGGCUUCUAAAACUCAGUGAUCUUGCUUGCAAGUUUAGAUGCUAAAAUCAGUUCAGAUGGCCUCUCCUUAUCCUCCAUCUCCAUCAUGUUACCAUCUUCCUGUGCUAAUCCAAGUGCCAUUGCCUACCCUAAAUGCCUUUUAGAUAACACAUUUUGACAUUUCUUUCCCAGCUGGGUGCUCGGCAGUUGGCUUACGGGAGAAGGCAUUGUGAUGGUGAGUAUGCUUUGAUCACAGUGCAUUAGACUGGAAACUUACUGUUCUCUGUCUCUUCCAGUAGAGAUUUUGCUAGCGUAGCCUAAAAGAAAUGAUAGAAUCAUGGAAGUUGGAAAAGACCUUCAAAGAUCGUCCAACCACUAGCCUAAUCUGCUGAGUCCUGUCACUAAACUGUGCCCCUUUGUGCCACAUUCGUGUCUCUUCAGUACCUUCAGAGAUACGGAAUAAGCAUCUUGAAGUACUGUGUUUGAUUUUUCUCUUCCUUCCUGGUUAGGCCCUGUGAGGUACAAGUAGAAGAAGUUAUGUUCUGCAAAAUGUGAAAUAAACUGCAACAGCAGAGCAGCCAUUGAGCAUCCACUGGUGCUAACUGCUAAGAUGAGGUAACAUGAGGGAGGCAUAGAGGCUGGCAUUGUGUUGACUUCAGAGCAGGUAUGCACAUUGGCCAACUUCAGGCACGUAAAGCUUGUGAUUUGCUCUAGAGUCAAUGAAAAUAAAGUCUGAGUCUUGUUUCCAUGACUGCCUAGUCUGUGGUUUCACACAGGACCGUAAGGAUUAUACCUGAAUCCUUGCAGGAUCUCUUCCCUCCAUCCUUCCCUUCAGUUCAGCAGCCCCCACCAGGAAAUUGUUCAAGAUUUUGUCAGUUUGUCAAACUAUGACUUCACGUUCCACCUCAACAUUAAUCUCUGGUACCCAGAAGGAGGCAGUGUGCAGUAGUUAAGGAAUAGCUUACUGUCAGCUAGGCGAGGUAAAAACUGAAAUUGCCCUUUCCUAACAUACAGUAUUGAUUUUCAGCAAUGACAGAAAUAGGCAUCUCUUGAGAGAUGGCAUGUGCACUUUGUAAACUCUUCAUUUUUUUCUUUUGAUACAGUUUUUGAAGAUGGUUAUUACUUAUUUAUCUUUUUGUGUAGAAAUAUGAAUGUUAGAGGACCUUAAGAGAAAUGAUGGUAAGAACAUGUGAUUAAAUCCAAAAUUGGAUGCAGACUUCUAUUUGCAGAGAUGUUUCUUACCUCACCUCAGUAUGAGGCACUGAGAAUCAUGCUCGUAGAGCCUUACCACUACGUCCCGUGAAUUUCCUGCCUGGUGAUUUCAUGUUUGCAGAUGCUGUUUGAUAAGUGAUAAUAAGACGGUGUUAAUUAUACUGUGUAUAUUGACACUGGGAAGUGAAUCUCAACUUUUAUAGGUGUUCCUUAGGUUGCUUUUGAGACUCACUCUUGCUGCAUCGUGGCCCUUUAUGUAGGAUCACUAUUUCAACAACUCUACUCUGUGACAACAACCUACCUACAGCUUUGUACUACUGCUCUUGAGAGCUGGGUGUGUAUUUUUCAGGGUUGCUGUAGUAGCUGGGGUUUGCUUAAAGCCAAAUGUAGUCCUUCGAUGCAGUGCAUUGAGAAUGCCACAUAUCCCUCUUGCCGCCUUUGUUCUGCUUAAAAAUCUGUUGCUCGCUGUUUGGUUUGGUUAUUCUGCUGGUUAUGAACAGUAGUAGCAGUAAGUGGCAUUGCGGUAUGUUAAGUUCUGCCCAAGUUUAGAUGAAGCGUUUCCUGCCCAGAACAUUCUUGUACUGUGCUCUGUACGUUCAGUUUUGUAGACAAAAGUGGCUGGUAAUACAUUUGCAGCAGUUGUCAUGAGUAUCGUUCUGUCUUUUAAAAUUAAAAUUAUGGAACAUU
Molecule: messenger RNA, 8811 nt
Organism: Gallus gallus (chicken)
Lineage: Eukaryota; Metazoa; Chordata; Aves; Galliformes; Phasianidae
Gene: SYTL5
Product: synaptotagmin like 5
Exons: 18
Coding region: 621-2915 (764 amino acids)
Biological process (GO): intracellular protein transport; exocytosis
Cellular component (GO): exocytic vesicle; plasma membrane
Molecular function (GO): neurexin family protein binding; small GTPase binding; phospholipid binding
Source: RefSeq, a predicted model, not a curated record